CUUCACACUGACUGUAAUCUGUUUAGACAUCAAAGACAACUAAUUGUUUGAAGCGAUGGAUCAGCCAAAAGCGCACCUUGUUCCUGGACCUACAGUGGUGCCACGGUAUCUUCAAUCCCGCUACGCCACAACAUUCUACGGCAGCGGAGAUCUCGAGGCUGGAUGCUUGAAGGUCUACAACGAAUGUUGUGCCCGUCUCUCCAAAGUCGUUUCCUUUGAGCCAGCAAAGGCUCAGGGCGGAUCGAUCGUGAUCAUGUCUGGCGAGGGGAUGGUCGGACUCUGGGGAGGACUCAAGUCCGCGAUCCCUUGGCCGUUCGAUUACGAUGACGCAGGAAAUCUUUCCCAGCAGAGACACGAGGAAGGAAAAGAAGGCGGAGAGAAAAGAUUUAGGGUGCUGUGUGUGGGGAAUGGAGUGUAUGGGUGCGGGAUGCUUGAUAUGGUGAGGAGCUUGAGGUACCCGAAUGUCGAGGCCCGGGCGGUCGAGGGUCCCUGGGAUCAGGGGGUGGAUGUUGAAGCGGCCGUGAGAAGCAUUCAGGAGUGGAAACCAGAUCUUGUUACGAUGGUCCAUUGCGAUACACCGACGGGAGCUUUGAACUCGGAGGCGGUGAAGGCGAUCGGAGAGGCGUGCUCGAAGACGGAGGCAUUGUUAUACGUUGAUAUCGUUAGCUCCGCAGGUGCCGUGCCCGUUGACAUCUCAGGUUGGAACAUCGAUAUCGGCUUGCUCGGGUCUCAGAAGGCGUUCUCGUGUGAGCCUUCGCUUGCGAUGGUGACAGUGAGUGCCAAGGCAUGGAAGCAAAUCGAAAAAGUCGCCUACACAGGAUACGAUGCCCUCCUCCCCUUCAAGGGCGGUGACAAGAUGACCGGCCUCCCAUACACACCACUGUGGUCUGCGUUGGACGCCCUGAAUCUGCAAUUAAAGACCGUUUACGGCGAGAACAACGAGCAUGCGGAAGAAGUCUAUGCGCGCCACGAACGUGUUGCAGAGUACUGUAGGGAGAGGGUGCAAAAGAUGGGGUUGAGACUCUGGUGGGACAACGAGCAUGCGUCGCUGGGUUCCGCAUCUGUCACGGCUAUCCGUGUCCCCGAGAACACGACCUGGGAGGAGCUUGACCAGAAGUUGCGCAAGGACGGCGUUAUCUUUGGUGGAAGUUACGGACAGACGGCAAACGCGCUUUUUAGGAUCGGACAUAUGGGUACUCAGGCAGAUAUGGAGACGGUAACUUAUGCGCUGGAUGUGUUGGAGCGGAUUGUUGCACAGAAGUGAAAGGGAGGAAGGUCUCAUAUUCACUCGCAUCUGAUUAAAGAGUACAAAUUGCCGAGUUGAUUUUUUUUUUUU
This is a messenger RNA of Gamsiella multidivaricata, 1336 nucleotides long. Its product is annotated as pyridoxal phosphate-dependent transferase. Gene Ontology annotation, cellular component: peroxisome. The coding region runs from base 56 to 1264 and encodes 402 amino acids. Gene Ontology annotation, molecular function: L-serine:pyruvate transaminase activity; L-alanine:glyoxylate transaminase activity. NCBI's taxonomy places the organism in Eukaryota, Fungi, Mortierellomycota, Mortierellomycetes, Mortierellales, Mortierellaceae. The record is from RefSeq and is a predicted model, not a curated record. The transcript has 6 exons.